AAAUCACAAUGUGACAAUAACCUCAAAAAUGGGGAAAGCCGUGUUACCGUACCACUAUAAUGCAACUUUACAAUGUCCCUACCAUCAUCAAGUAGCUUAAAACUUCUCAACAAUACAUUUCCAUCACCACAACCUUCUCAUACUACUUGUUCUUUAGUCUACCAAAAUACCAUGCCUAAAUUACAUAGUUUCUGUUUCUUCCUUAUGGAAAUCGACUAUGCUGUAGUAGUAUGUAACAUCUUUACAUGAUUUCCAACACAAAAUUCCUAUCUUAAUUUCCAUCAAAAUCUCCCUCCAUUUAAGUUAUGAAAUGAUGGACUUAUUCAAAAGUGGAACUUUGUUUUUGUAUAUGCUGAUGCUGCUUCUGUUUAGAACCUGCCAAGCCAAUGAUCAACACAUUCACCAAAUAUACCCUGGAUUUAGUGCAUCACGUUUGGAUUGGAACAACCAUAAUGGUUUCUUCUUGCUAUCCAACAACUCAGCUUUUGCUUUUGGAUUCUUUACAACUCUUGAUGUUUCAUUGUUUGUUUUAGUUGUCAUUCAUUUGAGUAGCUACAAAGUGGUUUGGACUGCCAAUAGAGGUUUACUUGUUAGAGAUUCUGAUAAAUUUGUUUUUGAUCAUAAUGGCAAUGUUUAUUUGGAAAGUGGGAAUGGUUUGGUUUGGGAAACAAAAACAAUUGGACAAAAAGUGAGGGAUAUGGAAUUGUUGGAUUCAGGGAAUUUGGUUAUGUUUGGAGAAAAAGGGUCACCAAUUUGGCAAAGUUUUAACCAUCCUACAGAUACCCUUUUGGCUGGUCAAUCCUUUGUUGAAGGAAUGAGUCUUAAAAGUUUCCCUAACAGAUUGAACUUGUUUCAUUACCUUGGUUAUAUAGAUGGUGAUUUGGUUCUUUAUGCAGGUUUUGAAAAACCACAAUUGUAUUGGUCUUUAAUGACAGAAGUUAGUAGAACUUCAAAAAAUAAUGUAACAAAAGGUAAAGUUCACUAUGCUUCUUUGGUAUCUAAUUCAUUUAACUUUUAUGACAAAAGUGGUGGUUUGGUUUGGAAAAUUUUAUUCUCUGAUAAUUCAGAUCCUAAGUCAUUUUUUGCUGCUAUUUUGGAUCCAAAUGGUGCAAUAUCUUUUUAUGAUCUUAACAAAGGAAAGUCUACUAACCCUGAGGUUUUUAAAUUACCACAAGACCCUUGUGGUAUUCCUGAGCCUUGUGAUCCUUACUAUGUUUGCUUCUUUGAGAACUGGUGUGAAUGUCCUUCGCUUCUUCGGUCGCGUUUCAAUUGCAAACCUCCUAACAUCUCAACCUGCUCUAGCUCAACAGAACUUUUGUAUGUUGGUGAAGAUCUUGAUUAUUUUGCACUUAAGUAUGAUGCACCUGUUUUGAAAUCAACACUGAAUUCAUGUAAAGAAGCUUGUGUAAGAAACUGUUCUUGCCUUGUGCUUUUCUAUGAAAACAGUACUGGUAGUUGCUUUCAUUUUGAUCAAACUGGUAGCUUUCAAAGAUUUAAAGGUAGCAAUGGUGGUUAUAUUUCAUAUAUGAAGAUUUCAACUGAUAAUGUUGAGAAUGAUGGAAAGAAUAGUAGUGGAAAAAAGAACAUGCUGCUAGUUUUUCUCAUAGUGAUUCUCACUGUUCUUGUUAUAGUUGGUCUUUUAACUGGAUUUUGGUGCUACUACAAAAAGAAGAAUUUUGAUGAGUAUCAUGAAGACAAAUUAGAGGAAGAUGAAUUCUUUGAUAGUCUCUCUAGUAUGCCGGCACGUUUUACUUAUAGUACACUUGCUAGAGCAACUAAGGAUUUCUCUACAAAAAUUGGUGAAGGAGGUUUUGGAUCAGUGUAUCUAGGUGUACUUGAAGAUGACACACAAUUGGCAGUGAAAAAAUUGGAAGGAGUUGGACAAGGAGCAAAAGAGUUCAAAGCAGAAGUAUCGAUAAUCGGAAGUAUUCAUCAUGUUCAUCUUGUGAAGCUUAAAGGGUUUUGCGCCGAAGGUCCUCACCGGCUUCUUGUGUAUGAAUACUUGGCAAGAGGUUCUUUGGAUAAAUGGAUCUUCAAAAACAGUGAAAACACUUUGUUGUUAACUUGGGAUACAAGGUACAACAUUGCAAUAGGUACUGCAAAGGGAUUAGCCUAUCUUCAUGAAGAGUGUGAAGUUAGGAUCAUACAUUGUGAUAUCAAACCACAAAAUGUUCUUCUUGAUGAUAACUUCAUGUCUAAGGUAUCAGAUUUUGGAUUGGCGAAACUAAUGAGCAGAGAACAAAGCCAUGUUUUCACAACUUUAAGGGGAACAAGAGGAUAUCUAGCGCCAGAAUGGAUAACUAACUAUGCAAUUUCAGAGAAGAGUGAUGUGUUCAGCUAUGGAAUGCUUUUGCUUGAGAUUGUUGGUGGAAGGAAAAACUAUGAUCAAUGGGAAGGAGCAGAGAAAGCACAUUUUCCUUCUUAUGUAUCAAGAAUGAUGGAGGAAGGGAAACUUAGAGACGUUGUUGAUAAAAAAAUCGAUAUUGAUGAUAAAGAUGAAAGAGUUGAGAAUGCUAUUAAAAUUGCUCUUUGGUGUAUACAAGAUGAUAUGAAUUUGAGACCUUGUAUGAGUAAGGUGGCUCAAAUGCUUGAAGGUUUGUGUCAUAUACCUGAUCCACCAUCUUUAUUACAUUCAAGUACUUUUUCAGCUUUCUUGAAAAUGAGUAGUGGAGAAGCUACUUCAUCAGGACAAGCUAGUUUUUUUAGUAAUGUUCCCUUGUCCUGUGUUCAGUUAUCAGGACCAAGAUGAGUUAACUAUAUGGAGAUGAUUCAUGCAUGCACAUUUUGUUUCUUUUAUCAUGCAUGUUUAAUUUUUAUGUUUAUUGGAUCUUACUCAUAGUUAGCGAUAAGUGGUUAAGUCAUUUGAGCAGUAGCGAGUAUUUAAAUAUAAGUAUACUGUACUAUAAACUCUACUUUUAAAUCAUAAUAGAAAAGUAAUGUAGUUGUUUUGUAGUCAGAGAUAUAAAUAGAAUUUCUCGAACUUUGAAAUCAAA
This is a messenger RNA of Cicer arietinum (chickpea), 2993 nucleotides long. Its product is annotated as G-type lectin S-receptor-like serine/threonine-protein kinase SD2-5. Gene Ontology annotation, biological process: protein phosphorylation. The record is from RefSeq and is a predicted model, not a curated record. NCBI's taxonomy places the organism in Eukaryota, Viridiplantae, Streptophyta, Magnoliopsida, Fabales, Fabaceae. Gene Ontology annotation, molecular function: protein serine/threonine kinase activity; ATP binding.